AUGCCUUCUAGGUCUUCUAAUUCUUUUUCUCAUUCAUUUUUCAAACAAAAAAUAUUUUUUGUUUUUGUUAUUCUUAUUUCUCUACCCGUUUUCAUAUUUGUCUUUUCAUUGAAGUAUCAAAGAGUCGAUGAUCACGAGAGAACAAAACCAUCUUGGUUCAAGUUUAUAGAGCAUGAUUUUCAUAGCAAAACAAAGAUCAAGAUAGGUAUGGUUAACAUUAACCAAAAAUCCAUGUAUAAAAAUCUUGACGCAGAUAGAUCGCGAGUUGAUAUUGUUCCUAUCCCUUUCGACCGAGUUGAUGAAAAUUUGAAAUGGAAUGACUUUUUUCCAGAAUGGAUUGAUGAGGAAGACAAAGUGAAUAAGCCUAAAUGUCCAAACAUACCUAUGCCAACUUUGAAGAAUUACAAAGAUCUUGAUAUAGUUGUGGCUAGGGUUCCAUGUGGAGAGGGAUUAAUAGAGGAAAAAGGGAUUAGAGACGUGUUUAGAUUACAAGUAAAUUUAGUGGUGGCUAAUUUAGUUGUGGAAGCUAAGUGGCUAAAAAAGAUGGAGAUUGAUCAUGGUAAUAUGUAUGUUGUGUUUGUUGGAUCUUGUGGUCCUAUGGUUGAGAUUUUCAGAUGUGAUGAUUUAUUGAUGCAUCAAAGUGAUUAUUGGAUUUACAAGCCUGAUUUGAAGAGACUUAAGCAAAAAACUCUUAUGCCAGUUGGAUCAUGUCAGAUUUCUCCAGGUUUUGCAGAAUCAGGUAAAGAGACAUGGAGGAGUUAUUUGCCAAAAUCAUCAGGGCACAAUAAGAGUAUUGUGCAAGUUCCAAAGCUAGCUUAUGUAACUGUUCUUCACUCUUCAGAAGAGUAUGUUUGUGGGGCAAUAACUCUUGCACAAAGCAUAUUUUUAUCUGGUAAAAAUAUUUUUGAACCUAUAGAUCUAGUUCUUUUAGCCGAUGAUUCAAUUGGUCCUGAAUCUACUAAAGGUUUAAUAGCUGCUGGUUGGAAAAUCACACGCAUUCAACGUAUUAGAAGUCCAUUUGCCGAUAAAAAUGCAUAUAACCGUUGGAACUAUAGUAAGCUACGUAUAUGGCAACUCACCAUGUAUGAAAAAAUAAUUUUCAUAGAUUCGGAUUUCUUAGUAUUGAAGAACAUUGAUGGUUUCUUUGCUUAUCCUCAAUUAUCAGCUUCACCAAAUGAAAAUGUAAUAUUCAACUCGGGUUUGACUGUAGUUGAGCCAUCUCAAUGCAUGUUUGAGUAUAUGAUGAAUAAAACUUCUAAGGUUAAACCAUAUAAUGGGGGUGACCAAGGUUUCGUGAACGAAGUAUUCACAUGGUGGCAUAGAUUACCAUCAAAAUUAAACUACAUGAAGUCAUUUAGGGAAAUAAGUGAUAAUAAGCAUGAGAUAGAACAUGAUGUGUACACUAUACAUUAUCUGGGUUUGAAACCAUGGAUGUGUUACAGAGAUUAUGAUUGUAAUUGGAAUUUGCAGGAUCAUCAUAUAUUUGCUAGUGACUCAGCUAAUGAAGUUUGGUGGCAAGUUUACGAUACCAUGCCAAAACAUAUGCAAUCACAUUGUGCAAUUACCAAGAAAUCACAUGAAAGAUUUGUCUGGAACAGAAAAAUAGCAAAAAAUACUAGUUUACCUGAUGGACAUUGGAAAAUCGAAGUUAAGGAUCCUAGAAAGAUGAAAUAUUUAAAUUAG
Messenger RNA from Vicia villosa (hairy vetch), 1683 nucleotides. RefSeq names its product putative UDP-glucuronate:xylan alpha-glucuronosyltransferase 4. The record is from RefSeq and is a predicted model, not a curated record. Bases 1 to 1683 code for a protein of 560 amino acids. Gene Ontology annotation, biological process: xylan biosynthetic process. Gene Ontology annotation, molecular function: glycosyltransferase activity. NCBI's taxonomy places the organism in Eukaryota, Viridiplantae, Streptophyta, Magnoliopsida, Fabales, Fabaceae. The transcript has 2 exons.